AUGCCGCAAGAUCCGUACCUUCCCUUGGUCUCGUCCUUACUCAACCAGCUUGACUUGACUCGUUUCUUUUAUACCAUCCCUUCCAGUUCAGCAGAUAGAGCAUUACGAUAUACUGAGGAGGAAAUCAACGCAAGUAAUGCUAUUGGACACGGAUACACGCUCUCCACCUCAUCGACUGACUUCUCGGGUCUAGCACUGCAACAUUACACACUCGCAGUCAUCUUGUCACCAUUACAAGUCGCGGAAAUAUUAUCCCAAGUCCAGUACUGGAAGAGACCUGAUCGAAAUACUGCUAGCAGUCCCGAGGAGGAAGAACUGCCAUUGGGUGCUGAAGCUGCUUCGUUCUACAAUGACGAAGAUGGUGUAUCUGUCAUCGCCAGUGAAUCAAGGCAUCUGUAUCAUCCAAGGUUAGCUCGAUUACAAGAUGGCCUAGUAGAGAAUUGGAAACACAUCGUGCAUCAUCCUGAUGAAGGCUGGACUGCUCUCCUCAAAGGACAUGUAACGGGAUUCAUUGAAUACAUGGCCUUUUCAGUACUUCAGCCUGCUGUAGAAGAGACAUUGAAUGAUGUGUUUGACGUGUAUGACGACGUACAUCCUAUAACACUCACAGUCAGCCAUGUUAUUGUUGGUGGCAUCUUGUCGCCAUUAGAGCUCAUCAAAACACGAAUCAUUGUACAAUCAUCACCAUCAAAUCGUAAAAAGUAUCAUAACCCUAUACAUGCCGCAUCAACAAUAGUCCACGAAGAGAACGGAACUCUCUCCACCCUAUAUUCCACUCGUCAUUUAUUUCCUUCCAUAACACUACACGCGUUACGACCUCUACUAAGGUAUAUAUCAACCACAGUCAUGGAAUCAAACAUGGGCCUCUCAUGGGAAUACACCCCAAUAUUCUACUUGUUCUCUCGCCUAGCAUUCUUGGGGGCCGAAACACUAGUCAUGACUCCUCUCGAGUUUGCCAAAAGGAGGUUGGAAUGUCAGCGAUUAGGUGGUCGCAACGUUGGAUACUAUGGAUCAAGAGGAAGUCAAUAUGGUGGUGGAAGUCAAGCUGGAGGAGGUUCUCAAUAUGGAACACCGAAUCCACUUGAAGAAUGGACAACACCAAUACCCACUGAUAAUGUGUCGAUGCAAUAUGCAAUGCCGUUUGACGCGGCUGUAGAUCUAGCACCAUUUAGGUAUCGUGGGAUGCUGGACGUCAUCUAUACCGUAGUGGCCACCGAAUCAGCAACAUAUAAAAGGAAGCGGGUGAGACGACGAACGUAUUCUGGAACGUCGUUUGUAGGACUCCAUUCUGAUGGUGAAUGGACGCAGGUUAGACGAUUAUCACCUAGUAGACCACCGUCUAAUACAGCCACAACGACAAACAACAAUAUCAACAACCUCAAUCAGCAAUUAAACGAUCCAUGGAACUCAACACGAUCAAUCAAUACUACUACUCAACCAGCAUCAUCCGCUAUCCGUGGAAUCGACAAUGUUGCUCGUCCAAUAGAUGCAAUCAGUGAAACAGGAACUCAAGUAGUAAUAGAGACUUGGUCAUCAUGGAUAUCUAAACUUGGUGGUGGUGUCAAGACGCUCUAUCGAGGAUUUUGGCCUAGAUAUGUUCAGAGUAUUAUUAUCUAUGGGUUUGAGGCAAUGAAUAAGGCUGCAGAGGAUGAUUUGUUUUAG
Messenger RNA from Synchytrium microbalum, 1662 nucleotides. RefSeq lists its product as uncharacterized. Bases 1 to 1662 code for a protein of 553 amino acids. The transcript is spliced from 4 exons. The record is from RefSeq and is a predicted model, not a curated record. NCBI's taxonomy places the organism in Eukaryota, Fungi, Chytridiomycota, Chytridiomycetes, Synchytriales, Synchytriaceae.